CUAACCUCAAUAGUUGUCAACUUUAACGCUCAAUAUCUCACAGGGUAGAGCGACGUUUUUAUUUGCCAGAUUCUUUUCAUUUCAUGACAUUAUAUAAGAGAGGGAACCAAAGUAUAUGUAUAAAUGAUGGCAAAUGCAACAGAGAAAACAUCCGAAGUAGAAUUACUACCAUGCAGCUUUAAAUUUCAUAAUUUUGUUGCCAAAGUCGGUGAUACUAAUAUUAAUUGCGAAAUAAUAAGGAUGGAAGAUUCUUUGUACCUGUGGAUUGGAGAUUCCGUUAAUGGCAGCAUGGAAGACUUGUCUUUUGCUCUUACAUCAAGUUUCGAGAAACAGCCUAUUACAACCAAAAUCAUAGGUUCUAUAGCAAAUGCUAUAUCCACAAACAUGGCUAAGAGAUUAAGCAUGAAGUUUGGAAAAGCAAUAUAUGUUAGUUUUAAUGUAACUCCAAACAAUAUAAUAUUACCAGGAAUUGAAAAAAGAAUUCAAGAAGAGUUCAAGACACAUGCAGAUCUAUUAAGUUUUUGACUUCGAUUAUUGAUA
Messenger RNA from Trachymyrmex cornetzi, 540 nucleotides. RefSeq names its product proteasome assembly chaperone 4. The record is from RefSeq and is a predicted model, not a curated record. Gene Ontology annotation, biological process: proteasome assembly. Lineage: Eukaryota; Metazoa; Arthropoda; Insecta; Hymenoptera; Formicidae. The transcript has 2 exons. The coding region runs from base 124 to 525 and encodes 133 amino acids.